Pocillopora verrucosa is the source of this 1634-nucleotide messenger RNA. Its product is annotated as protein boule-like. Gene Ontology annotation, biological process: 3'-UTR-mediated mRNA stabilization; positive regulation of translational initiation. The record is from RefSeq and is a predicted model, not a curated record. Gene Ontology annotation, cellular component: cytoplasm. NCBI's taxonomy places the organism in Eukaryota, Metazoa, Cnidaria, Anthozoa, Scleractinia, Pocilloporidae. Gene Ontology annotation, molecular function: mRNA 3'-UTR binding; translation activator activity.
GAGCACUACCCAGUUUUGGCGGGAAAAUGGCUUCGUCAUCAAUGCGCCCAUCUAGUAUCACAGCGUACCACCAAAAAGUUGUUUCGCGAACGCAAGAAUUAGGUACUUUGUAAAUUCGCGUAAAUUAAGCUCAUUUUUCACUUGCUCUUCUUCACAUUUCGAUUGUUUCUAUAUCUGUCGGUCAGACAACCUGCUUAAGUGUUCUACACGUGCUCCAAAAAACUGCAGAUAACUACUUCCGUGUAUUCACGAUUAGUUCAAUUUCAGAGGCCGCUUAUGAACUUUUUUAAAAUGUAAAUCAUCAAAAAUUUGACUGGUUAUUCAACUUUGAUUCGGUGAUUGUCCACGUCAAAAUAGCUUUUGAACUGUUCUGUAAUCAGGGAAAGUGAUGCCCACAAAUAUUAUAUUUUUCUCUAAGUAAGGUCUGUUUAGACAGUUAUCUGCUCUAUAAAGAUAAGAUGCAACAUCUAUGAUUUGCGGAAGGAAAAAUUUCGCGGCGUUCAUGACCUAGGGGAAAACAUGUCACGCUUGGAAGUCACGCUUUCUUUGCAUUCGUUUUGGAAGACUCCUCUUAGAAAGCACUGUCACGCUAUCUCAAAAUUACCCAGAUGCGAGACGCUCUAAAAACAUGAUUAUAUCAAACUUCAUACUUUGUGAACCAUUAAUUUCUUGAUUAAAAACUACUAAUGUUGACUGCAAAUAUUAUUAGAUCUUAUAUUUCAAUACAGGAUGCAGGUUUCAUGUAACAAUAGACCGUUGCACUCAGCGUCCUCAGUGGAAGUUUGGACAGAGUACGGUAUUCAGGUUUUGAAUAGAGUUUUCAUCAGAGGAAUACCAAAUAGAAUGACUGAGCUUCAACUUGAAAUUCUCUUUGGUGGUAUGGGUUUUGAGGUACAGAAUGUGAGGAUUGUUGAAGACCUCAGGAGUGGUGUAAAUAAAGGAUAUGGUUUUGUGACAUUUCACACAGCAGAGGAAGCUCAACGAGUGAGAGACAUGGGUUUAGUGCAAUGGAAAGGAAAAACUCUUCAAAUUGAUGUAGCAGUCAAAAGAAAGCCAGUGAUGCAGGCCCUUCAACAGAGAUAUGCUGUGACAGCAGGACAGCCAUAUGUUGUGCCACAGGGGACCCAGCCAGUUUACAUCAUGGCCAUUCAAACAGAUACAGGGUGUUCAGUACCACUGGUCAUGGAUGGAGUUGUGUGGCAGCCAUAGUUGAACCAGUGAUUGGAGCAAUAGAAACAAGAUGCAACAAGAAGUUUAUCAUAGAUCGUAACAUGUGCUGGAAAAAGAUUCUGAGUUGUUGUGUUUUUAACGGUUAAAUUAGGAUCAAUAAAAUUUAGUGGCUAAAUGAGGAUCAACAAAAUUUAAUGGCUAAAUUAGGAUCAACAAAGUUAGAAGUUAAGAUAGGAGGAAAUUGCGACCAUUAUUAAAAUGUAUUUAGUCAGUAUUUCAGCUGCAAAGAAUGUUGCAAAGUAAUUGACUUGAAAUAUGAGGAAUGUUUGGGAGAUACUAUGGAUCAGCUAAGAGAACCUUUGUAUCUAAUGAGUAAGUAGUUGUAGCGAAGAUGCAACUAGUGGAUGUAUUGUUUAGACUAUGUAUGAAAGAAAAGUAAUGAUUUUAUAGUUGAAAUUAAAUGC